Messenger RNA from Plasmopara halstedii, 1326 nucleotides. RefSeq names its product dynactin subunit 2. NCBI's taxonomy places the organism in Eukaryota, Oomycota, Peronosporomycetes, Peronosporales, Peronosporaceae. Gene Ontology annotation, cellular component: cytoplasm; dynactin complex. The coding region runs from base 1 to 1326 and encodes 441 amino acids. The record is from RefSeq and is a predicted model, not a curated record. Gene Ontology annotation, biological process: mitotic spindle organization. The transcript has 4 exons.
AUGGACUAUUCAACUGAGAAAGAGGGAAUCAAGCGGAGGAAGAUAAUGAGCACCGAGAUUUUCGAGACACUUGAGCCGGAUGGAUACUUUCAGCCGUACGCUCCGGCAAAUUCUUCCGUACGUCCAUCUCGCGGAGCCCCAGGGAAUAAUCCUGAAGUCGAAGGCCACUUCCGCAAUAAGAGUUCUACGGAGCUGGACGAGCAGGAUAUCCCGGCUAUGCAAGCCUUUGAGGUCUUCAUGGGCAAGAUUUACAAGCCUACUCUACCCGAACAAACAGAGUACGAGAUUUCAACUGAAAAAGGAAGCAGAUCAAAGCUAGAAUCUCCACUGGCACGAUUUACACGGCUGUCACUUGAGCUAAAGGAGCUAGAGGAGGAUCUGACGCUUUUGGCAACCGAUGCCAAGAACAAAAAGCACCGAGUGAUGGUAGAUGCUGGUCAAGAAGCCGAAUUUAGCGAAGUCAUGCAGGGGCUCAACACGUUGCAGUUAAAUCUUUCGGCCUUAGACAAAAACUCGGCUUUUCAGCCGUACCUGCGCUCUGAUGCAGUCCCUUCUAAUGCUGAUGUGGCACUGACGUUACAGAAAGAUUUGACAGCCCAGUUUUUUAAGCAAAUUGACGCACUCAAGCGUCAGCAACAGGGGGGAGCGGCAGCAUCAUCGUCAAGCGACAGUGCACCCGUUGUGUAUGAAGUUUACAGCAACGGCGAGUUAAAUGCUGUCGAUCGAGACGCCAAGGCGCGAAUUGCUGCACUUGAGGCGCGAAUUUCGACACUGGAAAGAGCAGUUGGCAGUUUUCAAGGCCAGGAGCUGCAAAUGGACGGUUUGAGCGCACCUGGUAGGGCGUGUAAUGUGAAUUUAACGUCAUCCAUUGCGCAACUAGAGCAACGUGUUGCAUUAAUGAGCGAGAAGAAUUUAGACGCCGUGAAAACGCGCACUACCGCACUUGUUCACGAACUAAAAUUACUCAGCAAACUAAAGCAGUCGCCAAGUGUACAAGGGGCGCUGAAUUCGCAGGCUGACCGCGAUCAGAUUCAAAAGAUCUACGAUCAGUUAGGACAUCUUAACGCUGUUGCGGCAUCAGUCCCAACAAUUGUGGAUCGUCUUGUUACAUUAAAAUCGGUGCACGAUGAAGCUCUUGACGUGACAAAUCGAAUGGACAAGAUGGAGCAAACACAAGGGUUGUUAAGCGAGUUGCUCGAUUCGGAUAUGGUUCUUCUUGCCAAUAUGGAGGCAAGUCUGGCUGAAAACGUCCAAGUUUUCCAGACAAACAUCCAACAACUUGAUGAGCGCAUGACCAAACUGCUUUCUUCAUGCGGUAGUCACUGA